Messenger RNA from Labrus bergylta (ballan wrasse), 6344 nucleotides. The record is from RefSeq and is a predicted model, not a curated record. Lineage: Eukaryota; Metazoa; Chordata; Actinopteri; Labriformes; Labridae.
AUGGGGGCAGGAAGACAGGUCAAACUCCUGUUGUGGAAGAACUGGACUGUACGCAGGAGGCAGAGGAUACGUUUCUUCAUGGAGCUCAUGUGGCCUGUGGUGCUCUUCAUGGGACUAGUGUGGCUGAGAAGAGUAAAUCCGCUUUACCGUCAGCAUGAAUGUCACUUCCCCAACAAGGCCAUGCCCUCUGCAGGGAUCCUGCCGUGGAUCCAGGGAAUCUUCUGCAACGCCAAUAAUCCUUGUUUUCAGUACCCCACACGGGGCGAAUCUCCAGGCGUGGUGUCCAACUACAACAACUCAAUAUUGGCUCAGUUCUACUCUGAUGCUCAGGAGCUUCUGUUUAGUGACCCAAACUUUCUGCAGCUUGGUCAACACUGGAAUGAACUGAACGCCAUGAGUGACUUCAUGAACUCCCUACGCACACAUCCUGAACGUUUCUCAGGUCGAGGGAUAAAGGUGGAGUCGAUCCUGAAGGACGAUGAGCUGCUGACAGCUUUCCUGCUCAGAGACAUUCCUCUGACAGCACCUGUGGUCAACCAGCUGGUCAAUGCACAAAUAAGACCUGAGCAGUUUGCCUUUGGCGUCCCAGACCUGCAUCUGAAGGAAGUCGCCUGCAGCCUGACCCUGCUGGAGCGAUUCCUCAUCUUCCCGAGCCGCAGAGGACUCUACGCCGUCCGCAACGCCAUGUGCAUCCUCCCUGCACAGCGGCUGCAGAUCAUCGAGGACAAGUUCUACGCCAAUGUCGAUUUCUUCAAGCUCAUCCGGCUGCUUCCUCUUGAGCUGGACAAACACUCUGAAGGCAUCGACAUCCGCUCGUGGGUCCGGGUCAUGUCCGCGGCCUCAGACAAACUGAGAGAGUUGUACCAGAGGAACAGCUCCAAGGAGCUCCUGCAGGCGGUGACUCCUCUCCUGCAGAACAAUCUGUCCUUCAGGCAGGUGAUGGGCGCAGCCUCCAGCCUCGUCUGUGGUUACUCUGAGGGCGCUUUCUCCAGAGUCGCGUCCUUUAACUGGUACGAGGACAAUAACUACAAAGCCUUCCUGGGAAUCAGCAGCGCGAGGACACAGGACCACUACGAAUACGACAACAGCACCACUCCUUUCUGCAACGAUCUGAUGAGAGAGCUUGAGUCGAACCCUGCAACAAGGAUUGUGUGGAACUCUGUGAAGCCCAUGCUGAUGGGACAGAUCCUCUACGCCCCUGACUCACCGGCGGUCAGGCAGAUCAUACGAAAUGCAAACACAACAUUUGAAGAGCUGGAGCGGCUGAGGACGAUGGGGAAAGCCUGGGAGGAAGUGGCUCCUCAGAUUUGGUAUUUUUUCCAAGAUGGAGUCCAAGUCAAGAUGAUCCGGGACACCAUCCGCAAUCCCUCAGUGAUGGACUUCAUCGACCGGACUCUGAAAGAAGCUCCCUUCUCCUCCAAACACAUCCUCAACUUCCUGCACAACGGCCCACCAGAGGAGCGUCCUCUCGAUGUUCCUGAUUUUGACUGGAGAGACAUUUUCAACCUCACAGACCGAGUGGUCCGGAUGCUCAACCAGUAUGGAGAUUGUCUGAACCUGGAUAAGUUUGUGGCUCUGCCCAAUGAGGACACCGUCACUUUUCGGGCCUUGGACCUGCUGAAGGACUCAAAGUUCUGGGCCGGCCUGGUUUUUGUUAACAUGUACCCCUGGACCAUGAAAGUCCCGCCUCAUGUUAGGUUCAAGAUCCGGAUGGACAUCGAUGCUGUGGAGCGGACCAAUAAGGUCAAAGACAGGUACUGGGACCCCGGCCCCCGUGCCGACCCCAUGGAUGACCUGCGGUAUGUCUGGGGAGGUUUUGCGUACCUUCAGGACAUCAUCGAGCACGGCAUCAUCAAGACCCAGACCGGGAGGGAGUGGCCUCUGGGGGUUUACCUGCAGCAGAUGCCCUACCCCUGCUAUGUGGAUGAUCUCUUCAUGCUGACGCUGAACCGCUGUUUCCCCGUCUUCAUGGUGCUGGCCUGGGUCUACUCUGUGUCCAUGAUAGUGAAGAGUAUCGUCCUGGAGAAGGAGCUCCGCCUGAAGGAGACCAUGAAGGCCAUCGGGGUCACCAACGGUGUCAUCUGGUCCACCUGGUUUAUCGACAGCUUCCUGAUGAUGGGCACCAGCACCGCCCUCCUCACCGCCAUCAUCAUGGGAGGAAGGGUCCUGAACUACAGCAACCCCGUCAUCCUCUUCCUCUUCCUGCUCACCUUCACUACAGCUACCAUCAUGCAAUGCUUCCUCCUCAGCGUCUUCUUCAACCAGGCCAACCUGGCGGCGGCCUGCUGCGGAAUCGUUUACUUCGCCCUCUACCUGCCGCACAUCUUUUGCUUCGCCUGGCAGGAGCACAUCACCAAGGACAUGAAGAUCCUGGUGAGUCUUCUGUCUCAGGUGGCUUUUGGCUUCGGAACGGAGUACCUGUCCAGGUACGAGGAGCAGGGUCUGGGUCUGCAGUGGGACAACAUUGAGACAAGUCCUCUGGAGGGGGACGAGUUCUCCUUCCUCACCUCCAUCUGCAUGAUGGGCCUGGACACGGUGCUGUACGCCGUGCUCGCCUGGUACCUGGACAAUGUCUUCCCUGGUCAGUAUGGAAUCAGCCGGCCGUUUUAUUUCCCGUUCCUCCCCUGUUAUUGGCUCAACAGUGUGGCUCCUGCUUCAGAUAAAAAAGGCUUUUCUAACCUGAAGAACAAGGAGCAGCAGAAAAAAGAGGAGAAGGAGGAGGACCUAAACAAGGAUCAGGAGAGACGGAGGAUUCUGGAGAAGAAGGCAUCGUGUGAACACCAGGCUCAGCGUGAGAGGAUGGAGAGACAGAUACAGGGCGAGGAGGAGGAGGAGGAGGAGAAAGACGGUAUGAUAUUCAUGUUUACUACUUGUCAGCAGUUCUUUGAAGCAGAGCCAGCCGACCUGGUGAAAGGUGUUUGUAUCCAGGAUCUGGUUAAGGUGUUCAGCGGCAGCUCCACACCGGCGGUGGACGGACUCACCAUCAGUUUCUAUGAGAGUCAGAUUACUGCUUUCCUGGGCCACAACGGAGCCGGGAAAACCACCACCAUGUCCAUCCUGACAGGUAUGUUCCCUCCCACCUCUGGAACAGCCAACAUCUACGGAAAUGACAUCCGCACAGACAUGGACGCCGUGCGUCUGUCUCUGGGGAUGUGUCCCCAACACAACAUCCUUUUUCACCAUAUGACUGUGGCGGAGCACAUCCUCUUCUACUCACUGCUGAAAGGCCGUCCGCUGGCAGAGGCCCAGGAGGAGGUGGAGAACAUGCUGCAGGACCUGGGUCUGCCUCACAAGAGAGACGAGCUGACGCAGAACCUCUCAGGGGGCAUGCAGAGGAAGUUGUCCGUAGCCUUGGCGUUUGUAGGAGGAGCUAAGGUGGUGAUUCUGGAUGAGCCCACCUCAGGUGUGGACCCCUACUCCAGACGCUCCAUCUGGGACCUGCUGCUGAAAUACCGUGCAGGACGUACAGUGAUCAUGUCGACCCACCACAUGGACGAGGCCGACCUGCUGAGCGACCGCGUGGCCAUCAUCUCUCAGGGUCGUCUUCACUGCUGCGGCUCGCCCAUCUUCCUCAAAAAAUGCUUCGGAGCUGGAUUCUACCUGACUCUGGUGCGACGGGUGAAACCUGAAGCUCGGAAGGUGAGCUGUGACUGUACGAAGGACUGCUCCUGUAAGUGUUCCAAGUGUUCAAAGUUUAAAGCAGACCAGGAGAAGAAGCUGGACCGGCAGCUGGAGGGUAACAUCGAGACCAUAACAACCCUGCUCAAUCAUCACGUGCCGCAGGCUCGUCUCAUCGAGGCCAUCGGCCAGGAGCUGACCUACCUGCUGCCUAACAGGAACUUCCAGCCCCGAGCGUACGCCAGUCUGUUCAGGGAGCUGGAGGAGACGCUGGUGGACAUCGGCCUCAGCAGCUUCGGCGUGUCCGACACGUCGCUGGAGGAGAUCUUCUUAAAGGUCACUGCUGAUGGGAACGCAACCAACAGGAAAUGUAUACAAGAGAAGAAAUCAUUGCAGCACAUCUUUGGCACGUUGCUCUGUGGAUUCAACAGAGUGGCUGUUAAUCUGGAACCUGAGAAAGACACAGACGGGGUUUUGCAAACCAACGGUCAGGGUCCAUGUGAUGUCCCAGGAGGUUCUGAUGGCAGGGGGUCGUACCAGGUCAGAGGUCUUCAGCUGACAAUCAAACAGUUCCUCGCUCUGCUAAUAAAGAGGCUGCAACACGCCACACGCUCCUUUAAGGACUUCCUCGCCCAGAUCGUGCUGCCGGCCAGUUUUGUCUUCUUGGCGCUCACCUUCACUCUGAUCGUUCCACCGUUCGGGGAGUAUCCGAGUCUGACUCUCAGUCCGUGGAUGUACGGGAGACAGUACACCUUCUUCAGUAAUGAACGUCCGUUGGAUGCUCAGAUGAGAUAUUUCGGGGAAGUGUUAUUGGACAAACCCGGCUUUGGGACUCGCUGCAUGGCUGAAGAACCUCUGGAAGAUUUCCCGUGUAACAACAUUACCACAGAGUGGGAGAUGGGCCUGGUUAACCCGGUACUAAUUGACAUGCUGGCCGGUCCCGAGUGGGACGCCCUCAGACCGUCUCCAGACUGUCAGUGCAGCACACCCAGGAAACUCACCAUGUUACCUGUGUGUCCUGAGGGGGCGGGAGGUCUGCCGCCUCCGCAGAGGAUCCAGUCUACAGGAGAUGUUCUCAUGGACCUCACAGGCAGGAACAUCUCUGAUUAUCUUGUGAAGACUUACCCCAGCCUCAUCAGAACCAGCUUGAAGAGCAAAUAUUGGGUGAACGAACAAAGGUAUGGAGGUAUAUCAGUGGGAGGACAGCUUCCUGUUUUAGAUCUUCAGCCGAAGACCAUCCAGGAUGUGGCAGCACAGCUGGGACGACUGCUCAACGUUACCGGGGGCAAAUACUCCAAACAAACUCUAAAGGACAUAGGGAUGUUUCUGAAAUAUAUGGAGACCCAGAACAAUGUCAAGGUGUGGUACAACAAUAAGGGCUGGCAUGCCAUGGUUAGCUUCAUGAAUGUGGCGAACAACGCCAUCCUGCGUGCUAACCUGCCCAAAGAUGCUAACCUGGACAAAUACGGAAUCACUGCCAUCAACCAUCCUCUGAACCUGACCAAAGAGCAGCUCUCUGAGAUCACCGUCCUCACCACCGCGGUGGAUGCCGUGGUGGCUAUCUGCGUCAUCUUCGCCACGUCCUUCGUUCCAGCCAGCUUCGUCCUCUAUUUAAUCCAGGAAAGGGUGACCCAGGCCAAACACCUCCAGUUUGUCAGUGGCGUCAGUCCGUUGGUGUACUGGAUGGCCAACUUUCUCUGGGACAUGCUGAAUUACUCCAUGAGUGCAGUGAUGGUCGUAGAAAUCUUCAUCUUUUUUAAUAAAAAGUGCUACACCUCAGGCAACAACCUGCAAGCACUUAUCGCCCUGCUUAUGCUGUAUGGCUGGUCUGUGACCCCCAUGAUGUACCCCAUGUCCUUCGUGUUUAGUGUUCCCAGCACAGCCUACGUCUCUCUGUCCUGUAUCAACCUCUUCAUCGGCAUCAACUGCAGCGCCAUCACCUUCAUCCUCGACUUGUUUGAGGGCACCACAGCUCUGUACAAGCUCAACCAGCUGUUAAAGACCGUGCUGCUCGUCUUCCCUCAUUACUGCCUGGGAAGAGGGCUCGUAGACAUGGCCAUGAACCAGGCUAUGACAGAUGUCUUCGCUCGCUUCGGUGAGGACUACAGUCCGGACCCGUUUGACUGGGACUUUAUUGGGAAAAACCUUUUUUGCAUGGCUGUGGAGGGAUUCGUCUACUUCAUCCUGAAUCUUCUCCUCCAGUAUCGCUUCUUCCUCGAUCACUGGAUCUCUGAGGGCCCAAAGCCUUUCAUUCUAAACGAAGAUUUAGACGUGGCUCAGGAAAGACAGCGGAUCUACGAGAGUGAAAAAACCAACGAUAUUUUACACAUCAAGGACCUAACCAAGACGUACCCAGGAAUGAUGAUCCCUGCAGUGGACCGGAUCUGUGUGGGAGUCUCAGCUGGGGAGUGUUUUGGUCUGCUGGGGGUAAAUGGAGCAGGAAAGACCACAACAUUUAAGAUGCUGACCGGAGACAUAGACGUCACAUCAGGAGAGGCGUCAGUGGCCGGGCACAGCAUUUUGACGAGCAUCCUGGACGUCCACCAGAACAUGGGCUACUGUCCUCAGUUUGACGCCAUCGAUGAGCUGCUGACAGGAAGAGAACAUCUACACCUCUACGCCCGACUCCGAGGAGUCCCAGAGUACGAGAUCAGCAGGGUUGCAGAGUGGGCGAUCCAGAAGCUGGGUCUGUCUGAAUACGCAGAUCAGAGCGCCGGGACGUACAG